Molecule: messenger RNA, 1725 nt
Organism: Caenorhabditis briggsae
Lineage: Eukaryota; Metazoa; Nematoda; Chromadorea; Rhabditida; Rhabditidae
Exons: 3
Coding region: 1-1725 (574 amino acids)
Source: RefSeq, a predicted model, not a curated record
AUGUUUUCUUUCAAACAUUUUCUACUGUUGUCUUUCAUAUUCGGAACUGCUUCGGCUGGUUUGGUAUUUUCUCGAAAUCCUGAUGGAUCUUUCGGUUCUCCUUCAUGGACAAAAGAGAAUCCCAGCAAUGAUGGAGUACUUGAAGGAAUGGAUAAUCCAGUCAAUCAUUUGGCUCAAUCAGAAAAUUCGAGUGGUACCAGCAGAUUGGACAAUCCUGUCAACCACUUUUACGAAGACGAGUACUCAAAUGAUAAAUUGAAGACAUUCAUGAGAGCAAUGGAUAAUCCAGUAAACCAUUUGGUUAAGAAUGAGAAUUCAGGUAUUGUGGUCGAAGAUGGACGACGAGAAUUGGUCACUGGAAAUUCAUUAAACGACAGGAACCCAUUCAACGAGGAUGGACAUAAGCACCAUUUCAACGGAGACGGCCACAGUCACGAGUUCAACGAUGAUGGACACGUUCUUCAUUUUAAUGGCGAUGGACAUCAGCAUCAGUUCAACCAAGACGUGUUCGCACGCCAUUUCAGUGGAAAUGGAUACCUUCGGAAAGUCAACAAAGACAAUCACAAUCACCAUUUCAAUAAAGACGGUCACGCUCACAAAUUCAAUGACAACGGCCAUGUUCUCCAUUUUUAUGGAGAUGGACACCUCCACUCGUUGCACGAUGAGCGGCUGAUCAAUGGAAAUCAAGAAGGAAACCACCAGCGUCAACUCUCUGAUGCCUUUUUGGCUCCUCCACCUAAAUCCAUGGACCACGUUGUUAAAGCCCCACUUGACGAUGAUGAUCUGAGCCUUGUUCAGGAAACUUUCAAUGAUCAAACUAUCAACAAGACAGGACAACUUCGGUACUCGACACUUCCAAUCGUCGAGAAAGCUCUGGUCAAAGACAUCGUUCGCAUCAUUCUGAAAGACGAGGAAUACAUGAUCCUACUCAACAAUCCAUCGUUCCCAGAAGUUGUGAAUAUGGUGAAAACAAUGUUGAGAGAGCCAAUCCAAGAUGUACUGCAACAACAAAUCUGGAGCAAAGUCCUUGCCAUCGAAGCCUAUUACAAGAAGUUCUAUCAACCGUUGAAUAAUCCAGAGACCAAAAGAGAAGCGAUGAAUUUCCUCACUCACUUGAAAGAAGCGUCUGAUGGACACAAAUUGACUGUUGAUGACACUGUGAAACUGAAUGAGGAAAUGCAAACUCUCGCCUAUUUGGUUCAAGAGAAGGAAUUCAAUCAGAGAAUUUCCGAUUUGGAAGCGACUAUCAAGGAAGAAGGUGAAACUUUCAAAGAAAAACAUUACUCUCGUAAAAAUGCAAUGAACAAUAAUUCUUCUACUAUUGCAUCCGCUCCGGUUACUGUGAACGCUACUACCGUCAAAGUCAUCACCACUACAACACCUUCAAACGCCAGCACCACUGAUACUUCCGUAAGAUCAUCAUACAACGCUUCUCUGCCGACUACUGAUGCGUCCCUGAUUUCUACGACUACCAACUCAACCACCACUGAAUCCAUCUACACAGGGACUAAUGCAACGGUCACUUCCAACACAUCAUUCGGGUCAACUUCUGCCGUUUGGAAUGUCACUACCACCGAACAAACUCCUUCCACUAACAGCUCUAAAACGGACAGCUCUUCAAUUCGUCGGAACUUUGCCGAGAGCUUCAAUCCGUACGUUGGAGGUCCGAACUCGGUGGGAGACUCUUGGAAUCCAGAAGGAACCGAUGAAGACAAUGAUUAUUGA